Pan troglodytes (chimpanzee) is the source of this 4759-nucleotide messenger RNA. It is a transcript of the gene DGCR8, whose product is annotated as DGCR8 microprocessor complex subunit. The record is from RefSeq and is a predicted model, not a curated record. Gene Ontology annotation, biological process: primary miRNA processing. Gene Ontology annotation, cellular component: microprocessor complex. Bases 666 to 2987 code for a protein of 773 amino acids. NCBI's taxonomy places the organism in Eukaryota, Metazoa, Chordata, Mammalia, Primates, Hominidae. The transcript has 14 exons. Gene Ontology annotation, molecular function: primary miRNA binding; double-stranded RNA binding; heme binding.
GCUUCCCGUUCCCGGCGCUCCUCGCGGCCGCCGCCCUCAGUCCGGCGGCCCCGCCUGGGCAGCGACUGUUAGCGCGACCGCGGCCUGGGCGCCUGGUCCCUCCCGCGCGGCCGCGCUAUUGGGCCGCGCGCGGCGGACACGCGCGCUACGCGCCGCCGAUUGGCGGCCUCCGCAGCCCGCUCUGCGGCUCCCCCAAUGCGGGGCGGCCGCGCGCGGGUAUUGGCCGCACGCCGCGAAGGCCCGCCCUCCGCUCGCCCGGCGCGGCAGGCGGGUGCCGGCGACCGGAGAGCCUGGACAGGCUUUCCAGAUGGCUGCGGCGGUCGGUCGGUGAGGCUUUCCCGGCUGUGGUUUGGCUGCGGGCGGCUUGGGCAGCCCGCGGGCGCCUCAGGUAGAAGAAGAAAGGUGCCACUCCGGCAUGAAGACAGACUCGCUUAGUCGCCAGUCACUUAAGCUGAGUGCAUUGUGAUUUCCAAUAAUUGAGGCAGUGGUUCUAAAAGCUGUCUACAUUAAUGAAAAGAGCAAUGUGGCCAGCUUGACUAAGCCGCCAGCGCACAGCGCGGCAGGACGCGCCCGGGUCUCAGCGGACUUGUGCAUGUUAGCUGUGUAGAUUUAUGUGAGGGCUUGUAAAACUCUGGUCUUGUAAACUAGUCUUAAGCGCUUUUAAUAUGGAGACAGAUGAGAGCCCCUCUCCGCUCCCGUGUGGGCCCGCAGGAGAAGCGGUGAUGGAGAGCCGAGCUCGCCCCUUCCAAGCGCUGCCCCGUGAGCAGUCUCCACCACCUCCCCUGCAAACGUCCAGUGGUGCAGAGGUAAUGGACGUUGGCUCUGGUGGUGAUGGACAGUCCGAACUCCCUGCUGAGGACCCCUUCAACUUCUACGGAGCUUCUCUUCUCUCCAAAGGAUCCUUCUCUAAGGGCCGCCUCCUCAUAGACCCGAACUGUAGUGGCCACAGCCCGCGCACCGCCCGGCACGCACCUGCGGUCCGGAAGUUCUCCCCUGACCUUAAGUUGCUUAAGGAUGUAAAGAUUAGCGUGAGCUUUACCGAGAGCUGCAGGAGUAAGGACAGGAAGGUGCUGUACACAGGAGCAGAGCGCGACGUGCGGGCGGAGUGCGGUCUGCUCCUUAGCCCUGUCAGUGGGGACGUGCAUGCUUGUCCCUUUGGCGGGAGUGUUGGUGACGGGGUAGGCAUAGGGGGUGAGAGUGCUGAUAAGAAGGAUGAGGAGAAUGAGCUGGAUCAGGAAAAGAGAGUGGAGUAUGCAGUGCUCGAUGAGUUAGAAGAUUUUACUGACAAUUUGGAGCUAGAUGAAGAAGGAGCAGGCGGGUUCACGGCUAAAGCAAUCGUUCAGAGAGACAGAGUGGAUGAAGAGGCCUUGAAUUUCCCCUACGAGGAUGACUUUGACAACGAUGUGGAUGCUCUGCUGGAAGAAGGCCUUUGUGCCCCCAAAAAGAGGCGAACAGAGGAAAAAUAUGGCGGAGACAGCGACCAUCCGUCCGAUGGAGAGACGAGUGUGCAGCCGAUGAUGACCAAGAUUAAAACAGUGCUCAAAAGUCGUGGCCGCCCACCUACAGAGCCGCUGCCCGACGGGUGGAUCAUGACAUUCCAUAACUCUGGAGUCCCGGUGUACCUACACAGAGAGUCUCGGGUGGUCACCUGGUCCAGGCCAUACUUCUUGGGAACGGGAAGCAUACGGAAACACGACCCUCCUCUGAGUAGCAUCCCUUGUCUGCAUUAUAAGAAAAUGAAGGACAACGAGGAACGGGAGCAAAGCAGUGACCUCACCCCUAGUGGGGAUGUGUCCCCCGUCAAGCCCCUGAGCCGAUCUGCAGAGCUGGAGUUUCCCCUGGAUGAGCCUGACUCUAUGGGUGCUGACCCGGGGCCCCCGGACGAGAAAGACCCACUAGGGGCUGAGGCAGCCCCUGGGGCCCUGGGGCAGGUGAAGGCCAAAGUCGAGGUGUGCAAAGACGAAUCUGUUGAUCUCGAGGAAUUUCGAAGCUACCUGGAGAAGCGUUUUGACUUUGAGCAAGUUACUGUGAAAAAAUUCAGGACUUGGGCUGAGCGGCGGCAAUUCAAUCGGGAAAUGAAGCGGAAGCAGGCGGAGUCCGAGAGGCCCAUCUUACCAGCCAAUCAGAAGCUCAUUACUUUAUCAGUGCAAGAUGCACCCACAAAGAAAGAGUUUGUUAUUAACCCCAACGGGAAAUCCGAGGUCUGCAUCCUGCACGAGUACAUGCAGCGUGUCCUCAAGGUCCGCCCUGUCUAUAAUUUCUUUGAAUGUGAGAACCCAAGUGAGCCUUUUGGUGCCUCGGUGACCAUUGAUGGUGUGACUUACGGAUCUGGAACUGCAAGCAGCAAAAAACUUGCGAAGAAUAAAGCUGCCCGAGCUACACUGGAAAUCCUCAUCCCUGACUUUGUUAAACAGACCUCUGAAGAGAAGCCCAAAGACAGUGAAGAACUCGAGUAUUUUAACCACAUCAGCAUCGAGGACUCGCGGGUCUACGAGCUGACCAGCAAGGCUGGGCUGUUGUCUCCAUAUCAGAUCCUCCACGAGUGCCUUAAAAGAAACCAUGGGAUGGGUGACACGUCUAUCAAGUUUGAAGUGGUUCCUGGGAAAAACCAGAAGAGUGAAUACGUCAUGGCGUGUGGCAAGCACACAGUGCGCGGGUGGUGUAAGAACAAGAGAGUUGGAAAGCAGUUAGCCUCACAGAAGAUCCUUCAGCUGCUGCACCCACAUGUCAAGAACUGGGGGUCUUUACUGCGCAUGUAUGGCCGUGAGAGCAGCAAGAUGGUCAAGCAGGAGACGUCGGACAAGAGUGUGAUUGAGCUGCAGCAGUAUGCCAAGAAGAACAAGCCCAACCUGCACAUCCUCAGCAAGCUCCAAGAGGAGAUGAAGAGGCUGGCUGAGGAAAGGGAGGAGACUCGAAAGAAGCCCAAGAUGUCCAUUGUGGCGUCCGCCCAGCCUGGCGGUGAGCCCCUGUGCACCGUGGACGUGUGAGGGAGGUGGCACGGGCCAGGGCGCGGGGGCCGCCAGCCGCACUUCUGAGGAGACCAGCAGUCAUGCAUCGUGCACCAGUGUCAGGCCUCCAACCCACGCUCCUUCCCUGUGGCCAACUUGUGGGCCCGGCCUUAGGGUGGAGGCUUUGGUGUACAGGGACAGCCAUGGCCACACAGCACACAUGUGGAGCAGCGGCUCUCCCUGGAAAGCUCCAGGCCUGAAUGGAUGGACUCAGCGACUGCACCAGUGGCAGCUGGUGACUGUGGACAGUGGUGGACCCUGCUUCUGUGCACCUGCUGCAGGCUCUUUUUAUGAAGGCUUUCAUGAAUUUUAGUAUGUAAUACGCACUGACGACACAUGAUGCUUGGAUGACAGAUGAGAGGGGAUGGCUGAGUCCUGUGGCUGGCCCGUGAUGCCAGGUGGCCCAUGUGCCCAGGGCGCCUGCAGGGCUGCUACAGGGACCUGGUCAGGAGGUGCACAUGGUGCCCUGCCCUCACCCACCCUCUGUGUUUCCCCUUCUUUGAAAAGGUAGAACAGAAAGGAAUAUUUUAAACCUUUUUGGCUUAAACAGAAUUUUAGCAUCAGAACUAGCUUUCUGGAAUUGGAGGCAAACCAUCAAGGUGGUCCCUCUCCAGUCUGGACACGAUGCCAGCAAGGAUGACAUCCUGCCACCUCCUGGAGUUACCCUGGCCUCCUAGGGCCCCUUUUUCUGAUGAAGUCUUAAUGCCCUAAAAGCGCCUCUCUGGACACUGAGGCCCUCUCUGCCUUUCCUGGCCUCCGGCAACAGUUUUUUACAAAGAUUUUUUGCAGUCGAGUCCAUAUGUCCACCCAUUGAUUUUUAAAGCUUUUGUGAUAUUUUAGCAUUUUGAAAGACUUUUACAGUGAGAGUAGAAGGUAGAUUUGGAAUCAUGCAUUUUAGCAAGUGGACUUGUUUAAACAGGAAGCAAGGGCCUUCAGUGUAGCCCAUUCUUGAUCCAGAGCUGUUGCCUGUGACAGCGGUUUCUCUGGAUGUCAAAGGCAGCUGCCUGGUGCCCAGCUUGCUUCUCGACUGGUGGCCCCUAUGGGUGGGUGUGCGAUGGAAAUGUGUUCCUGCCUGAGUCUGAGGCACCAGGGUGUGCUCAAAGGCUGGCCCUGGUGGUGGAUUGGCACCUGUGCAGAGUGCCGUGUGCUUGUGGUGCGCCAUCUGAAGCAAGAGUCCAGCGUUCUGCCGUGUCUGUCCCCCACCAUGCACCCUACAGGCGGUACAGAUGGCGCUUUUUUUUUUUUCUGUCAGGAAAACAAUGUUGGCCUGUGGGCCGCCCACAACAUAUCCUUCCCUCACUACCUGUGUGACCAAGGUUGGCUUCUGUUGACCUUUAAAAAAGAAACCCUCAACUCAAAUUGCUAUAAUUAGACACUUGCUUCUGUCUUGCCUCCUGUCUGCAGCUGUGAAUAGUCAUUUGAAUGUGACUGUUGCCCUUAGCCAGCCAGAUGCGCCUGUGAACCAAAGCUUCGUGCACAUGUGUUCCCCUAAAGGUUGGGGAGCCUCGCUGUGUCUUGCUGUUCCCAGGCACCACCACAGCAGGUGCUGCCAUACUCCUGUGGUCUCUGUGCGCCGCCGCCGCCGCCCCCCCCCCCCCCCCCCGUCUGCCAAGCAUGGGUAUGAAUCAUGUGCACACAGCCAUGCUUCAAGGCCGGGGCAGGGGAGCCUGUGCUGAUGCCAUCCAGGGCACUGGGCUGCGCCUGGAAGGCGAGCCUUGAUUGUCUGAACACAUAAAGCAAACUGUCCAGAA